UUCCCUUAAUGAGCAACUUCAGAGUGAGCAGGUGUUUCAGACCCUUUGAUGAUGUGAACGAGUACCAACUGCAUCAUUUCUGUGAUGCAUCUGAGUCGGCGUACGGUGUAGUGUCUUACCUGCGCAUGACCAGUGAAGGAGGACAAGUCCAUUGCAACAUAAUUCUGGCUAAAGCAAAAUUAGCACCUCUGAAGAAGAUGACAAUACCUCGCUUAGAGCUCAUGGCGGCAGCACUUGCAGUCACAAUGGAUAGAAAGAUCAGAAAGGAGCUGGACUUUCCCUUGAAUGAGUCUGUCUUUUGGACAGAUAGCACAAUAGUCCUCCAUUACAUCCGCAGUGACAACAAGCGCUUUCGGACAUUUGUGGCUAACAGGAUAUCUACCAUCCGUGAUGCCUCGGAGCCCAGGCAGUGGAGAUAUGUCAACACAGAAAAGAAUCCAGCUGAUGAUGUAUCAAGAGGUCUAACGCCAGACAAGCUCAAUGGCAGAUGGCUCAAGGGACCAUCCUUCCUAUGUGCUGAUGAGAUGGAAUGGCCUAUCGCUCCAGCUGAUCUGCAAGUGCCACCAAGUGAUCCAGAAAUCAAACCACCUACAGAAAAUGCCAGUGCAUUCACAACUCAGUCAGAGGAGAAGUCAUUGGAAAGGCUUAUCAACACAUAUUCCUCCUGGUAUAAGCUGAGGAGGGGAGUGAGCUGGCUAUUGAAGUUCAUGCAGUGGUUGAAACUCAAAGGAAAAACCCAGACAGAGCAAGAGCUGAGGGACUUCAAAAGGAUCAGUUAUGACGACAUGCAGAAAGCAGAGAAGAGAAUUUUGCAUUACGUGCAAAAAUGUUUCUUCCAGAAGGAGAUUGAAUCAUUGACCGAUUCAGAUGGUAAAGUGACAAAGACAAGUCAACUCUACAAGCUGGACCCUAAGAUAGUCGAGGGUCUUGUUAGAGUUGGAGGAAGAUUAGAGAGAUCAGCUCUACCAUUAGAAGCUAAACACCCAGUCGUCUUACCCAAGGGAAGUCACGUGUCAGAUCUGAUCUUGAGAGAUGUUCAUGUAAAGGCAGGGCAUAGUGGAAGAAAUUAUGUCCUUUCUGUGCUCCGUGAGAAGUAUUGGAUGCUUGGAGCAGGAGCAGCUAUCAGGAGCAUGAUUAGCAGAUGUGUCAUGUGCAGGCGGCAAAGAGGGAAGAUGAUGAGUCAGAAGAUGGCUGACCUGACUGAGAAUAGACUGUUACCUGACGAGCCUCCAUUUUCCAAGGUUGGCAUUGACUAUUUCGGCCCCUUUGAGGUUAAAAGGGGUCGCAGCAUGGAGAAGAGAUAUGGAGUCAUGUUUACAUGUCUUACCACACGCGCCAUUCAUUUGGAAGUCGCUCAUUCUCUGGAUACGGACUCUUGUAUCAGUGCCAUUCGUCGUUUCAUCGCUCGCAGGGGCAAUAUCAAGGAGAUGCUCUCAGAUAAUGGCACUAAUCUUGUGGGCGCUGAGAGAGAGCUGAAAAGAGAAAUAGAUGGAUGGAACAAAGCUCAAAUCAGCGCAGACCUGCUCCAGAAAGGCAUCAAAUGGACUUUCAACCCACCCACUGCUUCCCAUUUUGGAGGAGUCUGGGAAAGGCAGAUUGGGACUGUGAGAAAGCUCAUACUGGCAGUAACUAAGCAACAGGUGCUCUCAGGUGAAAGUCUGACAACUCUCUUCUGCGAAAUUGAGAGCAUCGUCAACAACAGGCCUCUAACAAGUGUAUCAGAUGAUGUCAAUGAUCUUGAGGCCUUGACUCCCAAUCACCUACUUCUGCUGAACAGGAAGCCGCAACUGCCACCAACAGUGACAGACAGAUCAGAUGUAUACUCGAGAAGGAGGUGGCGUCAAAUACAGUAUCUCGCCGACGUAUUCUGGAGGCGCUGGUCUAGAGAGUACUUACCGCAGUUGCAAAGAAGAGAAAGAUGGGUACCAUCGCAUCGCAAUCUUCAGAUUGGUGACUUGGUGCUGGUUGCCGAUGCAAACACUCCGCGGAACUCGUGGCUGCUGGGAAGAGUACUUCAAACUUUCCCAGACAAGAAAGGCUUCACCCGUAGUGCAAACAUCAAGACGAAGAAUAGCGUAAUUGUUCGUCCUAUCUCGAAAUUGUGCCUGAUUUUGGAAGGAGAUUGUUAAUUGCCCUCAUUUGGAAUUCAUGGAUCAUGUGAUGUUUAAUCAUAUGAUAAGAAGGAGAAAUUUGAGAUAUAUAAAUUUUGUGAUCAAGGAAAAUUUUGUGUUUCAGAGGAUUUCUUCGCAGAGAUAUGAUCAUAUGGAGAUCGUUGUGUCAGUGAUUUAUGAUUGGAAAUCAGAAGGAUCCAAUUAGCGCAGAAAUGUUAUAAUCAUGAAAUGUGUUGUCAUGAUAUCGCCAACAUUUAUUUUACAUGAAAGUGUCAAAAUGUGACAAUUUGUAUUCAACGCGAGGAUAGAUUUUUGUUGAGUUAUGAAUCGUCUAGUGAUCUGGAACUCUCCGACGAUUCAGAUUUAGUCGCCAUAGCAACUCAACAGUAACUGAUAACUGAGAAUUGAGAAACUGAACGGCUUACAAGAAGAAGACAUAAACUGAUACAUUUAUAGAAAAAUGACUGUUUGCAAUUCAAAGACUCAUGAACUAAUAAACAUUACUGUAUUACACUUGAAAUUAUGGAGUAAUUUGCAAAUUUUCACACGAUUUGUUAUUUUUCCAGUGUAAAAUGUAAACAUGGCAUUUAGCAGCAUUUAAGUUGCAGUAAAUGUGCAGUUGUAGCUUCAGUGAUUAUCAGAUUACUGUAUAUACAAUUAUGUAAAUGUAUUGCUUCAUUUAACAUUCUGGUUUAAGAUGGAAUCUAUUCCAGAAUUGGUUUGCAUAUCAUUUUCUUGGUAGUAUAGUGGUAAAGUUGUAAAAGAUUAUUUCAUAUUCUGACACAGAAAAUGUGAGUUGUGUGUAGAAAGGUUCUACUAGUUGUCAUGUUGAUUAAUGCAAUAUAUGCAAAUUUUAUUUGAAAGUAUGCCUGAUUAUCAGGAAUUAAGCAUAUUUGGAAAUUUAUCAUUCCUCAUGUCAAGGCACAUGCAGUAUACAUGUAGUUUGCCUUUUAGUACAGUGUUACAAAUACAAAGGGUAUUAAAAUAGGAAAGGUCAAGAGUUCAGCUCUUCAUGUGAAGCUCGAGUAGAAAGUUACUUACAAACAUAAAAUGUGUGUUUACGGUACAGUCAAGUUGUUGGUUGUAUGUUUAACUUGACACUUCUCUUUCAGAUCUCCCAUCGUCUGAGUCAGUAGGAGGAUUUAGUUUUGGAUUAAAACAUUUUUAGUGUCAUUCCUGGUGUCGGGAAUUAUAGUGAGGAAGCAGCGUGGUUGCUUACAGUUAUCUUUGGAGUCGUCGAUGUUUACCAAAAUGAUUCUAAAUUCUGACAAGGAAUGUUGGGAGUUCUGAUAGGGUUGUCAUGGUGAUGUUGAGAAGGAUAUUUGCUUUAUGUAGUGCAUUUGAUAUACACUUGGGGCAUUUUAUGCAAAAUGUCAAAGCUUUUGAAAUUACUUAGUAGUUUGCUGAAAAGAAACUCUUCAGAUAUUUUAUGUUGAUAUUAAUGGUCAAGAUCAUUGAAUAGGUUAAGGGUGAUUAGUUAUUUAAAGGUGUGAAGAAAAAAAAGGUCACUUGAACAGUAUAAGAAGUUGAAGAAUUUAAAGGAACAAUGAUUUAUUGCGAGUAGCAAUUGUGGAUAGACUUAAUUUUGAAAUGUUUCAAAUGAACAAAGUAUUGUUAAAUGUUCAGAAAGGCUUCUCAUUUAAGAGGGCCGGAAUGUGGAGUACAGGAUGACGUUUUGCUUGAAGCCGAUGCUUGUGAUGUCACAGGCGUCGCUUUGUAGAAAAGUGUAUGGAUUAGGUCGCUUGAGGGCGUACUGGAUUUUGUGUGUUACUGAUUUUCCACGUCAUGGGAUAGUUGCCUCCCAGAGUUGCCUAAGUUUUCGUUUAAUUUUGUGAUACAAGCCCAAUGAUAUUGAACCUUGCCUGCUACAGUCUAUAACCAAA
Messenger RNA from Strongylocentrotus purpuratus (purple sea urchin), 3994 nucleotides. RefSeq lists its product as uncharacterized. Gene Ontology annotation, biological process: DNA integration. The record is from RefSeq and is a predicted model, not a curated record. The transcript has 2 exons. Lineage: Eukaryota; Metazoa; Echinodermata; Echinoidea; Camarodonta; Strongylocentrotidae. Gene Ontology annotation, molecular function: nucleic acid binding. Bases 9 to 2129 code for a protein of 706 amino acids.